AUGUCAGAUCGACCAUUCCGCUUCCUCGAUCUCCCGGCUGAGCUACGCUGUAUGGUCUACGAAGCCAUCGACUUAGCGACCAGGAAAGAGAGAUACAAUCCCAGUAUCAUCCGCCGUAAACAGGACGAUGCUGUUUCGAGACGCAGUGGAAAACUCGUCAUGUACCGACGCAUUCUACCCAUGUCAAUCUUGGCAACCUGCCGCCUUGUCAACCGAGAAGCUGCACCUAUCAUUACCAGGAAAGCUCAUAUGAUCUUGAAGGAGCCAGUACGCUUUUACAUGAAUUGGACCCCUGAGGAGGCCACCCAGCACGUCUUAUAUGGCUGCUUCGACACUUCAUUCACAACAAGACGCCCUGGCACCGCGGGCUUCGACUCAAGGUGGCAGUUCAUCGAGAAUUGCCGUUACUACCUCAAAGCAAUCACCCAUGCACGCCCGAAUGACACCACCGUUCCGGAUGUUGAAGUCACCAUCGCCCAUCUGAAACUGGAUCACGACAGAGCGAAGUUCAAUACUAUCGAUUUCAUACUCCGCAACAUUUGCGAGGCCUCUAGUGUCUGUAUGGAUAUGUUACUCAAGGAAAAUCCUAGGCACAAUUCUCGCAUUGAUGCUGCAAUGCCCGCACAGCCAGGAUUGACGAAAAUGGACAACUGGAGAACCAUGGCAAGACGGGUAUCGGAUGUUCCGGGAGUCAGACUUCGCGACAUGGAUGAUGAUGAGUGGGCAGAUCAUAUGCAGAUGUUAAAAGAACUCUGA
Molecule: messenger RNA, 756 nt
Organism: Alternaria triticimaculans
Lineage: Eukaryota; Fungi; Ascomycota; Dothideomycetes; Pleosporales; Pleosporaceae
Exons: 1
Coding region: 1-756 (251 amino acids)
Source: RefSeq, a predicted model, not a curated record